CUUCUUCUUCUUCUUCCACUUCUUCUCUGUGUCUCUUCUGUCGUUCUUGGAGCUAAAAACGUUUGUUGGUUUCGGACCUUUGGGGUAGACGAGCCGUCACUCCCCGCGUUCUCAUUUGUUUUUCCGCUUGUUGGAGCAUCUCUCGGCGGACGGAAGCCCCGCUCACCGACGCUUUAGGAAAACGAGGCGCCACAUUAAUCGAACACGGCUGCGCCAAAACUAGUGCUAGUUAGCAACAUAGCUGAGUCUGUGCUGGUCGGAGGGAGCGGUUUGAUAUUGACAUUCAUUCUGCAAUUAUUUUUAUUUCCCUUCAUUGGUUUAAGUGUUCCUGGAAGGAAAAGUUGUGUCCGGGUUUCAGCACCAGGCGAAGCGUCACUCACGGGACACCUGAAGCCUCGCUGCGGUCAGGUUUGAGCCGGUUGUCGCUGGCUCUGCUGCUAAGUCACACCGCUGCGUAUUUACAGGCUGGAAGCCCGUUGACUGGAGGCCCGAGUCCAGCGCCACCAUCCGCCGCCACAGUGUUUGCAUCGGUCCGCAUAGAAAAGUGACAGCUUACCUGGUGACGCAGAGACUUCUCCCUGAGGAGCCUAGACGCAGACGGCUCAUGACUUCUGACCAGGACACAAAAGUCGUCGCUGAACCACAGGUGCAGCAAGUGCAAGAGGCAAAAGAAAACUCUCAUUCGGAAUCAGUCAAGGUUUCAGACCUCAACCCCAAUGCCAAGGCAUGGGCCAACCACGUGUUUAACCUGGACCCCACUGGGAGCGCUGACACCCCCACUGCUGCCCCGCAGCCAUGGAAGGACACCUGCGACAGUUCGGCCGACCCCGGCCCAGAAGACUAUGAAGCCUCUGAGGACCAGGCCAAUAAGGAGCCUCUGCUGACGGACCCAGAUGAGCCGCCGCCAGUGCCAGUGAUGCCGGCCCCCGUGACCCCUGUGACCCCCGUGACCCCGGUCAACCUGGAGUGUGGCGAGCCGGUCUUUACAGAGUACCCUGAGUCUGUGCAGCCCGGACACACAGGAAGUGAAGUCCAGCCUGAGAACCCACAGGAGGACCUGAGGGAGCACCUGAAGAAGACGCUGGAGUUCUGUCUUUCCCGGGAGAAUCUGGCCAGUGACAUGUACCUCAUCUCCCAGAUGGACAGUGACCAGUAUGUGCCAAUUGUGACGGUGGCCAACCUGGACCACGUCAAGAAGCUCAGCACUGAUGUGGAGCUGAUUGUAGACAUUUUACGAUCUCUGCCGUUGGUCCAGGUGGAUGAGAAGGGGGAGAAGGUCCGUCCCAAUCAGAACCGCUGCAUUGUAAUCCUCAGAGAGGUUCCUGAGAGCACACCCAUCCAGGAGGUGGAGGCGCUCUUUAAAGGGGAAAACUUACCCAGGUUCAUCAACUGUGAAUUUGCCUACAACGACAACUGGUUCAUCACCUUCGAGUCCGAGGCAGACGCCCAGCAGGCCUAUCAGUAUCUGCGCGAGGAGGUGAAGACCUUCCAAGGGAAACCAAUAAAGGCCAGGAUCAAGGCCAAGGCGAUCGCCAUCAACACUUUCAUGCCAAAGAACGGUUACCGUCCGGUGGAGGUGAACCCGUACGCCCAGCAGCGCUUCACCUCCUACUUCAUCCCUCCAGUGUACAGCCCGCAGCAGCAGUUCCCUCUGUACAGUCUGAUCACGCCACAGGCCUGGUCCACGACCCACAGCUUCAUCGACCCCACGCUGGUCGCCCCGUUUCACAACAACCAGUUCAUCAACGGAUUCACCACGUCACACGGUUUCAAACCGGCGGCGUCGCCGCUUACCGUCAGACACUACUCACUCAGGAACAGGAAUCACAGUAAACCUCACCUGAGGCCCGGCGUCCACUCAGCGGCCGACCGCAGCACGGGGCUCCUGGACAGUCCCGGGAUUUUUCCCAGCUUUCACAGCGAGAGGCUGAACGGCAUCCGGGGCAGUCCGCCCACACGCCUGCCCUCCUCCCAGCCCAGGACCCGGGUCCCCUCCAGCACGCCCUUCCCCCGCAGAGACACGGCCGGUACAGGGAGGCUGACGGAGCCCCAGACCUCGGACUUCUCCCUGGGCCUCGGCCGAGGACGGAAAAAAAGGGAAGAAAAGUUUACAAGGGUGACGCCGCACUCGCCGCCACCUCCCCCCAAACCUCCGUCUCCCAGCUUUGAGCUGGGUCUGUCCAGCUUCCCCCCCCUGCCCGGAGCGGCCGGUCAGCUCAGGACUGACGACGUGUCCGACAGCCGGCUGGUCAGCAGCGUCGUCGCCGCAGCUGCCAAGGAACAGAAUGUUGGAUUGGAGUCCGGUUCUGGAGGAGUUCUCUCUCCGCCCGGCCCCACAGAACCUCUUCUGUCCCCCGCCCCCCCGAAGCCCUCGCCAACGUCAUCGACCUCCCCCCUGAGCCCAGCCGCCUGCCCACCGCUCAGCCCCGCCCCCUCUGUCCAAGCAGGGGAGGCGAAGGCAACAGAGCUGAAGCAGAAGGAGGCGCUGUCCGUGGAGCGAGUUCCUGGAACUCUUUCCACUGCCAGUAAAUCUGUGCAGGUCAACGGCGCCGCCACGGAGCUGAGGAAACCGUCGUACGCCGAGAUCUGCCAGCGCGUGAAAGACAACCCCGCUUCACAGCCAACGCCGACCAACAAGGAAGCCAAGCCAGCCUGCGGUGCCCCCGCAGGUGAGGAGAGGAAGUGCCCCGAUGCCUCCGCCUGUCCCUCGGGUGAAGCCAAGUCCUGCAGGAACCCGACCUCCAGUCGGACGCCCAGAGAGAGCCGCAGAGAGACGGGACGCUGGGCCUCCCCGCCGCCUCCGACGCAUCCAGGGAAAAGUCACCACACUCCGCCCAAGUCUCCGCAGUAGAGA
Cynoglossus semilaevis (tongue sole) is the source of this 2854-nucleotide messenger RNA. RefSeq names its product La ribonucleoprotein 4B (gene larp4b). The record is from RefSeq and is a predicted model, not a curated record. The transcript has 17 exons. Gene Ontology annotation, molecular function: mRNA 3'-UTR binding. Gene Ontology annotation, cellular component: cytosol; cytoplasmic stress granule. The coding region runs from base 605 to 2851 and encodes 748 amino acids. Gene Ontology annotation, biological process: positive regulation of translation. NCBI's taxonomy places the organism in Eukaryota, Metazoa, Chordata, Actinopteri, Pleuronectiformes, Cynoglossidae.